UCAACCUUCGUGUGCCAUGCAAUCAGCGCAGAUUAAUAAUUCUACAGCGAAUCUCACCCACAGUGGCCUUGUGGUCCAGCAUCCAAUAGGAAACGUGCUCAUUCUCAGCCAGACCUAACAGCUUGGAACGAGUCUACAGGGGAUGCUGCGACUGUAAUCCGGUAGCCGGUACGGCAUGACCCUGCGCGCCGCGGGAAACUGUCAUGCUGUGUGGAGCUCGUUAUUAUUGGCAUCGAUGGGAUACGCAGCACGGUGCCUGCCAUUUCCUGGGGUAAAGUCAAAAUGUAUAUAACAAGCCAAUCGCGCCUUCACGGGUAGUACCUUGUGGCCGUGGUCUGCUUCCCUUGGUCUUCCACUCCUUCCAGUCUGAACCUGCUCGCCGGGCUUGAAAGAUGAAGGGCUCAACCGUCUUCAAGGCGGCUUCGCUGCUUUCCCCCCUCUAUGCCUCCGUUGCUCAGGCACAAGGAAAGUUCACACACGAAAAGACCGGCAUUGAAUUCUGGCGUCAAGUAGUUGACGACUCUCAAACGGCCGGUGGCUUCGAGUGGGGUUUUGCGCUGCCAGGAGCCCCGACAGGUAACAAUGACGAGUACAUCGGUUACAUCCGCGGUUCUCUGCAGUCUGGCCGAAAGGGAUGGUCAGGCGUCAGUCACGGUGGAGGUAUGCCCAACUCCCUCCUCCUUGUAGCUUGGCCGGACGGCGAUGCGGUUAAGACGAGAUUCGUCUACGCAGGAGGAUAUGUUGCUCCAGAGGACUAUACCGGAGAUGCGACAAUCACCCAAAUCUCCCACUCCGUCAGCGACGACCACUUCGAGUUGGUCUACCACUGCCAAAAGUGUUGGGUCUGGAACCAAAAGGGUGCUGAGGGCGAGCAGCGUCCCACGGCUGACCGUGAGGUUCUGGUAAUCGGAUGGGCUCAACACAAGGACGUCCCAGGCACCACGUGGACCUUCCACAACAACGGGCAGUCGCAGUUCGGCGCCCCUGUUGCAGAUGCCAGGAACUCCAAGUAUGACCAGUGGAAGGGUACUCCCACUCCUACUCCCACCGGCAGCCCCAGCAGCACGUCUUCUGCUCCCGCUGGCCCUACCUCCUGUGUCGGAACCCCGGCCCCCACCGGUUCUUUCGAUUACAUCGUCAUCGGUGCCGGUGCUGCUGGUAUUCCCGUCGCAGACAAGCUCUCCGAAUCUGGAAAGAGUGUCCUCCUCAUCGAGAAGGGCCCGCCCUCCCUUGGACGCUUCGGCGGCACCAUGAAGCCUGACUGGCUUCAGGGAACCAACCUCACUCGCUUUGAUGUGCCGGGCCUUUGCAACCAGAUCUGGGUCGACUCGGCUGGAAUUGCCUGCACCGAUAUCGACCAGAUGGCCGGAUGCGUUCUCGGUGGCGGUUCUGCCGUCAAUGCUGCACUCUGGUGGAAGCCGGUGCCGGUCGAUUGGGACUACAAUUUCCCCGCUGGCUGGAAGUCGAAGGAUGUCAAACCCGCUAUCGACCGCGUCUUCAAGCGUAUUCCCGGCACUGACACUCCAUCCGUCGACGGGAAGCGGUACAAGCAGGAAGGUUUCGAGGUCCUGUCCAAGGCCCUCUCAGCCGAUGGCUGGAAGCAGGUCACUGCUAACAACGCUCCCGAAAAGAAGGACAGGGCCUAUGCCCACUCUCCCUUCAUGUACGUGAACGGACAGAGGCAGGGUCCUCUCGGCUCUUACCUCGUCUCUGCCCUCCAGAGGAAGAACUUCAAGCUGUGGAUGAACACUGCCGUCAGGCGUGUCGUUCGCACUGGUGGCAAGGCUACGGGUGUUGAACUCGAUGGUGGCAACGGCGGCUACUGCGGCACCGUCAACCUGAACCCCGGAGGCCGCGUUAUUCUCUCUUCCGGUACCUUCGGUUCGGCCAAGCUGCUCUUCCGCAGCGGUAUCGGCCCCAAGGACCAGUUGAACAUUGUGAAGAACAGCGCUCAAGAUGGCCCAAGCUUCAUCAAGGAGUCUGAGUGGAUCAACCUGCCCGUUGGCCAGAAUCUCAAUGACCACGUCAACACCGAUCUCGUCGUCAGGCACCCGAACGUCUCUUUCUACGACUUUUACAAGGCGUGGACUGAUCCCAUCCCCGCGGACAAGGACCUGUACCUGAACAAGCGCUCCGGUAUCCUCGCUCAGUCGGCCCCCAACAUCGGCCCUAUUGCUUGGGAAGUCGUCAAGGGGUCCGAUGGCAUCGAUCGUUCCAUUCAAUGGACUGCCCGUGUCGAGCCCUCUCCCCCUGCUACCGACAACACCUCGAUGACCAUCAGCCAGUACCUUGGCCGUGGCUCCACCUCCCGCGGCACUCUCUCCAUCAACGGAGCUCUGAGCAUGUACGUCUCCAAGGCUCCUUACCUCCAGACCAAGGAGGACCUCGAGGUUGUCAUCAAGAGCAUCAAGAACAUGCAGAAGGCCAUCGCCAAGGUUCCCGAGAUUGUCUUCGAGGUUCCCUCUCCCAACGUCACCGUUGAGGCCUACGUCGCCAGCCUGCCCCUCACCCCUGCUGCCCGCCGUGCCAACCACUGGAUUGGCACCGCUAAGAUUGGAACCGACAGCGGCCUUAAAGGCGGUACUUCCGUCGUCGAUACCAACACCCAGGUCUACGGCACAGACAACAUCCACGUCGUAGAUGCUUCCAUCUUCCCCGGCCACAUCGUCACCAACCCGACCUCGUACAUUGUCACCGUCGCCGAGCACGCCGCGGCCAAGAUCCUGGCCCUCGGAAAAGCGAAGUCAGCAAAGGCCAGAGCGGUAGGUCAAUAUUGAAAAAUUCCCACAUGGCAACAUGCAGACCUAGGUGGGCGAGCAAUGCGGCGGGAAGAACUAUAGCGGCCCGACGGAGUGUGAGAGCGGCUAUAAGUGCAAGAGGAUCAGCCUUAGCAUUAGCCGCUGCCUGAAGUAGUUGCAUUUGGUGGUUGGCGACGUGGGAACUCCUUUUGCUUACGCAACUUUCUCCUUGUAUAUACUUGAAUCUAUUCUUUGACGAUCUCUA
Molecule: messenger RNA, 3003 nt
Organism: Westerdykella ornata
Lineage: Eukaryota; Fungi; Ascomycota; Dothideomycetes; Pleosporales; Sporormiaceae
Product: cellobiose dehydrogenase-like protein
Exons: 7
Coding region: 393-2777 (794 amino acids)
Molecular function (GO): flavin adenine dinucleotide binding; oxidoreductase activity, acting on CH-OH group of donors
Source: RefSeq, a predicted model, not a curated record